AAGUGGUAAAUAGGAACUAGGAAGUAACAAGCGGUAAGUGAGAUAGAAACUCUAAAACACUUGCUCAUACCCUACCAUCACACUUCACUGACUCACUGACUGGGCAUGACUCAGUCUUCUUCUCGCUAUCUGUAACAUGCAAAUUGGGUCCCCCUCUGUCUUUGUCCUUAUAUACAUAUAUAUUUUUUUUUUCUCUCAUAUACCAUAGACGUGUGUAUAUCCCUCCAUUUGCAUUUCACGACAACGUGGACUGCAGGUGCUGACUGGUAUUUCGCCAUUUUAUUAGGCUUAUAAAGCUAACAGACAACCAAAACCUUCUCUCUCUCACUUUCUCUCGUAGUACCAUUCAUAGCUCUCUCGUCCAAGUGUUUUCAUUCAAACAUUAUAUUAUUACAUUUCGCUUCAGUUUACUAUUUGGCUAGCUAGCUCGUACUAUUUUCUCUGGCUCUCCUCGCUUCCCUUUUUUAACUAUAAACUCUAUCAUCAACCCCCAAAAGUUUGCAUUGCCUAAGAGAUCUUUACCACAAUCCUUUUUUUAACUUCUUAUUCUUCAUUUUCUUACUAUUACUUAGCAAACCCCAUUUUCAUCGUCCUUUGCGUGGUUUUUCCAAUUCGAGUGUGAGAAAAACAGAUAAAAAAAAGACUUGCUCGUAGCAAUUGACAGACAUCAAAGAAAGAAGAAGAUGAUGCAUAGGUGCAGUAGUAGUUCUCAUGGGAACUCGGUGGGACCCUGUUCAUGUGGACUGUUUCACAGUCAAAGUAAUUCCCUUUCCAUGCUUUUCUCCAUGCCAAACAACCACAAACCCUUUGAUGAAGCAGCAGCUGAAAUGUAUUCUUUCGCUUCCCCUUCUUCUUCUGUGGAUUGUACCCUCUCUUUAGGAACUCCAUCCACCCGUCUCACCGAGGACGACGAGAAAAGAAUGCGCCACGACUACCGUCGCAACGAUUCCUGCGUGCCUAAUUUCUGCUGGGACUUAUUGCAGAACAAGCAUAACAACUCUGCACCCACUUCUCACAAAAAUGGUAGCCGAGGAAGCAAUAAUAAUACCACCAAUAACAGUGGAAGUGAUCCUCUUCUUGCUCGCCGCUGUGCCAACUGCGAUACCACUUCUACUCCUUUAUGGAGGAACGGCCCUAGAGGUCCUAAGUCGCUUUGUAAUGCUUGUGGAAUUCGAUUCAAGAAGGAAGAGAGGCGAGCCACGGCUGCCGCAGCAACAUCCAACGGAGCAGUGGGUUCAAAUGUAGUAAUGGAAUCUUCCAACCAUAUGUUUAGCCAUCAUCAUAACAAUUCGUGGAUUAAUCCCCAGUCGCAGAACCAGAAAAUGCCUUGUUAUCCACCUUCCAUUGGCAACGAAUUCAGGUUCAUCAAUGGUGGAGACGACAACCUCGAAUCCGAUACCGGCAUUUCCUUCCUUUCUUGGCGUCUCAAUGUCACUGAUAGACCAAGCCUUGUCCAUGACUUUACAAGAUGAAAAUUGAGACAAAUUCAAUUCAACGGUCGAGAUCGUGCAGUUUUUUUUUCUUUUUUUUUAUCUUUUUUCCUCUAAAGAAAAAAAACGUAUCACCGAAAAUGAUGUGGAAGAUGUUUGAUGAUGGCGAUGGUUUUCCCCCACCAUGGUCUACUCCGUCAAAAUUCUUUUUCUUUUUUCGUUUUAGCUUUUUCUCCGUCUUACAUAGAUGGAAUGAAAGACGGGAUAAUUCUAUGUUCUUCUUAGUUCGCUUUUCUUUUAAGUUCUUUCUUAACUUUUUUUUUUCUUUUUUUUUCUUUUUUUCAGUUACAUAUAUAAAAACUUUAUGUUGGUUCGCUUUCUCAAUUAUUUCCGACGACGUUAUGAAACAUCUUU
Molecule: messenger RNA, 1844 nt
Organism: Ziziphus jujuba (common jujube)
Lineage: Eukaryota; Viridiplantae; Streptophyta; Magnoliopsida; Rosales; Rhamnaceae
Product: GATA transcription factor 18
Exons: 2
Coding region: 684-1472 (262 amino acids)
Biological process (GO): flower development; regulation of DNA-templated transcription
Molecular function (GO): zinc ion binding; DNA-binding transcription factor activity; sequence-specific DNA binding
Source: RefSeq, a predicted model, not a curated record